GAUGUUAGCUGUAAUCCCUUCCCAUGCUCUCCACUGCUACUCUCACUCUAGGGAUAUCGUGCGUUAUUGCCCUGGGUGUCGCUUCGGGUCUCAUUCGCAGACGUGUCCACCCUUUACCUCUGCCACCUGGCCCUCGUCCGAUACCAUUUUUGGGCAACGUGCUACAAUUGGAUACUAAACGACCUUGGCUCACAUAUACUGCGUGGGGAAAGACAUAUGGAAAAAUCAUUUUCUGCCGCAUACUUGGGAUCGACUUGGUCAUCAUAAACUCCGAAAUCACCGCGCAAGAGUUGCUGGAAAAACGCUCUCUCAAUUACUCUGCUCGCCCCGUUUUUCGCACCAACGAAUUAGCUGGACUGAAUUUCAUUACUAUAGCGCUUCCGUACGGCGAGACUUUACGACAUCAUCGCAAGAUCUUCCAUCAAGUCCUCAAGGCCGAAGUCUCGGCAUCAUACCAGGAGAUAUACUCUCGCCAUGCAAAUAGACUAGUCAUCAAUCUUUUAGGUGCCACUGAUGACCUACAGCACCACGCUGAAACAUACACGGGAACCGUAAUCAUAGCCGUGACAUACGGAGACCUUGCUCAUGGCAAUGAAGGCUCAUAUCUUACCCGCGCGCACGAACUCGUUGAUAUUGCAAAACAGAUUCUUACUCCCGAGAAGGCUGCCAUGUUCACAGCCUUCCCUUUCCUCGAAAAGUUACCGUUUUGGUGCUUCGGUGGAGCACAUUCCCUGAUGGGACGCAGUAAAGAAUUAUCUCAACAGCUUUUGAACGAGCCAUUCAACGAAGUGAAGGCACAGAUGGCAAAUGGCACUGCUUCACACUCAUUACUCACUGACUGUCUCAGCCAACCUCACGAUGACGGCGACGAAGAUAUAAUGAAGGCUGUUGCGUUGACAGGAUACAUAGCUGGCAUGGAAACCGUGAGUCGCCACUUGAGCAGUCCUGAUUCUUGCUUUGAUGUCCGGCAGACUGCAUCCGUAUUGCACACAUUCCUGCUGGCUAUGGUGCUCUAUCCUGACGUCCAAGCCCUGGCUCGUGCAGAAAUUGAUCAAGUUGUGAGGCAUAAUAAAAUGCCGUGCCUUAAUGACAGGGCGUCCUUGCCCUAUAUUGAUGCCAUUCUCCGCGAGGUCAUGAGAUGGUAUCCUCCCGCCCCCCUAGGAUUUGCACGUGCAACUUCAGAUGAUGAUGUUUACGACGGGCAUUUUAUACCCAAAGGUGCAACAGUAAUAGUCAAUCAGUGGGCACUGUCUCGGGAUGAAGACAUAUUUCCCGAUGCAUCGCACUUCGACCCUAGUCGCCAUCUAACUGCUGACGGGAAGCUGAAGAGCCCUGUCGCCAACCAUUUUGCCUUUGGUCACGGCAGACGUAUUUGUCCUGGUCGUUGGUUUGCAGAGUACAGUCUGUGGACUGCGAUUGCUGCCAUACUCGCUGUCUUGCGCAUCGAUCAUGCCAAAGACUCAAAUGGACACAGGAUUGAGGUGAAGCCAAAGUUCACCACCGGCUUAACGGCUCAGCCUGAACCAUUUCACUGCUCUUUUGAAAUCGUGAGCACAGCAAGAGAAGGACAGAUCCGAGCAAUGAUGAAUUCUGAGUAGACUUUGUUUGUACAAUGAACAAGAGAAUUGCUUUCGAAUACAUUUGACUCCUCAGAAACUAGAUCCGUUUCCAAAAUCUCGUGCCUCACAUAAACCAGUGCGCCAACUAGAUUUCAUCCAAGCUCUCAAACUGUUCGUGAUAUUUUUAAAUUGGC
Molecule: messenger RNA, 1753 nt
Organism: Suillus fuscotomentosus
Lineage: Eukaryota; Fungi; Basidiomycota; Agaricomycetes; Boletales; Suillaceae
Product: cytochrome P450
Exons: 13
Coding region: 24-1598 (524 amino acids)
Molecular function (GO): monooxygenase activity; heme binding; oxidoreductase activity, acting on paired donors, with incorporation or reduction of molecular oxygen
Source: RefSeq, a predicted model, not a curated record